Chiloscyllium plagiosum (whitespotted bambooshark) is the source of this 1346-nucleotide messenger RNA. RefSeq names its product potassium channel subfamily K member 9-like. Gene Ontology annotation, molecular function: potassium ion leak channel activity; outward rectifier potassium channel activity. The record is from RefSeq and is a predicted model, not a curated record. Gene Ontology annotation, biological process: stabilization of membrane potential; potassium ion transmembrane transport. NCBI's taxonomy places the organism in Eukaryota, Metazoa, Chordata, Chondrichthyes, Orectolobiformes, Hemiscylliidae. Gene Ontology annotation, cellular component: plasma membrane.
AUGAAGCGGCAGAACGUGCGGACUCUCUCCCUGAUCCUCUGCAUGUUCACCUACCUGCUGGUGGGCGCCGCCGUCUUCGACGCGCUGGAGUCUGACUUUGAGACCUCCCGCAAGCGGCUGCUCAACUCCAAGCGGAUGGAACUGAAGAACAAGUACGGCAUGAGCGACGAGGACUACAAGGAGCUCGAGUGGGUGGUUCUACAAGCCGAGCCGCACCGCUCUGGGCACCAAUGGAAAUUCGCCGGCUCCUUUUACUUUGCCAUCACCGUGAUCACGACCAUAGGUUAUGGCCAUGCAGCACCAGGCACCAACGCUGGCAAAGCCUUCUGUAUGUUUUACGCAGUUUUGGGUAUCCCACUGACCCUGGUGAUGUUCCAGAGUCUAGGCGAGCGCAUGAACACCUUUGUCAGAUACCUGCUGAAAAGGAUAAAGAAAUGCCUUGGAAUGAAGAAGACUGAGGUCUCCAUGGAGAACAUGGUAACAGUCGGCUUCUUCUCCUGCCUGGGAACCCUCUGCAUUGGAGCAGCAGCAUUUGCACACUUUGAGGACUGGACCUUCUUCCAUGCCUAUUAUUAUUGCUUUAUCACUCUUACCACCAUUGGAUUUGGGGAUUUUGUGGCUCUCCAGAACAAUGAAGCAUUGCAGAAGAGGCCUCCUUAUGUGGCAUUCAGUUUUAUGUACAUUCUCGUUGGACUGACUGUGAUUGGAGCCUUCCUCAACCUCGUAGUUUUGAGGUUCCUCACUAUGAACUCGGAAGACGAGAAGAGAGAUGCGGAGGAGCGUGCUGGGAAUAGAGACACGGUUCUGGCUAUCGGAGAGGAUAUUCAGAGCAGGAGCACCGUAUUGCUGCCCUUGGAGGAAGGCCGCAGUAGGAGCAAUCUAAUUCCCCUGAUGGAGGGCGAGGUGGAGAUCAGGCAUGAGAGUCUGCCAGAGCCUGUCUCCGAUGUCGGAUCUCUUUGCUCCUGUAUGUGCUACCGAUCUCAGGAUUAUGAAAGCUCUGACAGAUUGCACCCUUGCUCCUUCAGAGCCCACACCAACCCGGUUUACUUCAACUCCAUCUCCUUCAAGGUGGAUGAGAUGUCAUUGAGUGCACGAGAUAACUUUGCCCUCUCCUCCCCCGGUAGCACCACUUCCCUUGGAUACCCAAGCUUCAGCCAGCGCCUCCGAACCCGGCGGAGGUCUGUGUGAGCCCACUGCAUGUGCCCUAGCUGGAGUUUGCUCGAUCUAAACGCUCAAUGCAUUGGCGGCAGCAGCAGCAUGGCAACCAGAGCCUGAACAAACAAAGCAUGGCUAUUGUACACCACAUCUCAGUAACAGCUCGUCUGUGCUACUGGGUGAAUGGAGAU